GUCACUCAUCAAGAAAGUAGAAUAUGAAGAAGAUCCACCGGCCUCUAAGAUGAAAAGGGUUCUCAAAAAACUUGCCUGUAUAAUAUCAGCGUCAAAGAUUAUCUAGUUUAAUCCUGGUACAUGAGAACAAAUGUGAUUGAAAUUUCCAACCAAUCAAUUUAGAUGGAAAUAAACGAAGGAAGAUCCUUGACUGAAACUCCCACUUGGGCAGUUGCAACUGUUAUUAGCGUUUUGGUUGGUUUUGGGUUCUUCAUUCAUGGUUGUUUAAGGAGACUUGCAGAGUGGUUGGAUGAGACUAAGAGGAAGCCUCUCCUGGCUGCAUUAGAGAAGAUCAAGGAUGAGCUGAUGCUAUUUGGCCUCUUAUCAUUGCUAAUGGGCCAUUGGAUUAUUUUUGUUGCUAAGAUUUGCAUUAAGUCAUCGGCCUCAAGUACCCGCUUCUACCCAUGCGCUCCUGGGGAUGUUGUCAAGGGAACCGCUUUCCUAGAUCAUAACGUUGUUUUCAGGGCUGAGAACUUGAAUACCUCGUUUCCAUCAGGAAAGCAGAAUUUUUGUCCUGAGGGACAUGAAUCAUUUGCUUCCCGUGAAAGCCUAGACCAGCUCCAUCGUCUUGUGUUCAUAUUGGGAGUCACUCAUGUUUUAUAUAGCUUCCUUGCACUAGCUUUGGCCGUGAUCAAGAUUUACAGCUGGAGAACGUGGGAGAAUCAUGCUAAGUUGGUGGCUCUUCAGUUGUCCCAAGAUUCAGGGGAAGCCAGUGGGAGGAUUGCUCGUGUAUCGUCCUUCAUCUUCAACCACACUUCUCAUCCGUGGAGCCAUCACAGAGUACUUGUUUGGCUGCUUUGUUUCAGCCGCCAAUUUUGGAGUUCAAUAAAUCAAGCCGAUUACAUGGCUUUGCGCCUGGGAUUUAUCACUACUCAUCAGCUACCAUUGAACUAUGAUUUCCACAAGUACAUGAUUAGAAGUAUGGAAGAAGAAUUCCGAGAUAUUGUUGGCAUCAGCGUUCCACUCUGGAUUUUCACCAUAUCAUGCGUUAUUCUAGGCUUUCACGGGACUGAUAUUUACUUCUGGAUUUCCUUCUUGCCGGCCAUUUUGAUCCUCCUUAUUGGCACCAAAUUGCAUCGCGUAGUGGUAAAGCUUGCUGUGGAGAUCGCAGAAACAAUUCCACAAGCAGGAUUUCAUCAGUUUAACCUCAGAGAUGAGCUCUUCUGGUUUGGGAAACCUAGGCUUCUGCUCCGAUCAAUUCAAUUUAUAACAUUCCAGAAUGCAUUUGAGAUGGCGACAUACCUCUGGUCACUAUGGGAAAUUAAGGGAGCAUCAUGUUUCACUGAAAACCAUAUUUUUCUUGUGAUCCGCUUGGCAUUCGGGCUGGUCUCUCAGUUUUGGUGUAGCUUCAUCACUUUCCCACUCUAUGUUAUUAUCGCUCAGAUGGGCUCCAAGUAUAAGAAAUCAAUAGUUUCUGAAAAUGUGAGGAGAUCACUUCACGGAUGGAGAAACAAGGCAAGGACACAGCAAGAAAACCCAUUUUUUCCCCUGGUAACUACAGCAUCAACCAUGUCCUUGGAUUCGAUGGCGGAGGACAGCGGAGAUGAUCCCUCAAGCAGCUCAGGUGGUGGCUUUCAAAGAAUCGAAGAUUCCACUAGCUCAGAUGAUCUUGGUCGUCCCUCCACAGAACAAACUCAAAAACCGAAUAAUGACAUUUCACCUUCCGAUGAGAAACAUCAUACUUGUGGUUCGCAAUCUGGUAAACGUGCAGAAAUUUGUGACUGUGAAAGACAUGAAUCAGAUGAUGUAGGAAGAUAGUUCAUCUCUUCUUUAAUAAAAUCACAACGGGAUAAGUGGUCAAGUGACAGGCUAAAGAGAGUCAGUGAGUGUUCGAGGCAGCAGAAUAUAGCCUUCAAUGCAGUCGAAUAUGUAUUGCCUGCGGUAUUGAUUAUAGCUGCUUCUACACUACAAGGGGCUUCUUUGUGUACUUUAAAUGUGUCAAACAAGUGAAACAACAGCAUGUAGGCAGCAUUUUGAAAUUAAA
Molecule: messenger RNA, 2023 nt
Organism: Coffea eugenioides
Lineage: Eukaryota; Viridiplantae; Streptophyta; Magnoliopsida; Gentianales; Rubiaceae
Product: MLO-like protein 4
Exons: 15
Coding region: 163-1797 (544 amino acids)
Biological process (GO): defense response
Cellular component (GO): membrane
Source: RefSeq, a predicted model, not a curated record